AUGCUCAAGGAACUGAACGAAGCAGGGAAGAGGGUAGGACUGCGAGUAAACAGAAAGAAGGCACAGUUCACGAAGAACGCCUUUUGCGAGGACGAAGAAGUACAACUUGAAGGCUCCCUGGUGGGAACUUCGUCAUACGUAUACCUCGGACGUUCUUUGAAUAUGGAAAACGACUUGAAGGAAGAACUGAAUAGAGGGAUGAGACCAGCGUGGGUAGCAUUCGCACCCGUCAGGGAAGCUGCGGACCAACUGAUGGACCUAGAUCUUCGUGCCCAUCUGUUCGACUCGACAGUUCUUUCAGCGCUCUGUUACGCAGCGGAGACGUGGGCAGACACCGCUGCCACGUUUAGGAAGCCACUUACUACCCACAGACCCCUGAGCAUAGCACCUAGUCGGUCUUCGCAACUCUGA
Messenger RNA from Necator americanus (New World hookworm), 411 nucleotides. RefSeq lists its product as uncharacterized. NCBI's taxonomy places the organism in Eukaryota, Metazoa, Nematoda, Chromadorea, Rhabditida, Ancylostomatidae. The transcript has a single exon. The record is from RefSeq and is a predicted model, not a curated record. The coding region runs from base 1 to 411 and encodes 136 amino acids.